GACCUCUGGACUGGACUCGGCCCGGGGAGGGACACCGAUGCGGCACGGAGGCUGGCUCUCACCCACCCGCCCCCACUGGGAACAUCUGCGAGGUCCAGAAUGGGCAGAGAGGAGGAUGCCCAGUGGUGGCUCUUCUACCUCCUGGGGACGGUACUGUUCUGCAGGGCAGGAGGCUCCAUCUACACCCCUCAGAAGUUAUUCGGGGAGGUGACCUCCCCUCUGUACCCCAAGCCUUACCCCAACAACUUCGAGACGACCACUGUCAUCACAGUCCCCACGGGAUACAGAGUGAAGCUCGUCUUCUGGCAGUUUGACCUGGAGCCUUCUGAAGGCUGUUUCUAUGACUAUGUCAAGAUCUCUGCCGAUAAGAGAAGCCUGGGAAGGUUCUGUGGGCAGCUGGAUGCUCCACUGGGCAACCCCCCAGGAAAGAAGGAAUUUCUGUCCCAAGGGAACAAGAUGCUGCUGACCUUCCACACGGACUUCUCCAAUGAGGAGAACGGGACCAUCAUGUUCUACAAAGGCUUCCUGGCCUACUACCACGCCGUGGACCUGGAUGAAUGCGCUCACGGGAGCGACUCGGUUGAGGAGGUCCCCCAGCCCCCGUGCCAGCACCUGUGUCACAACUACAUCGGUGGCUACUUCUGUUCCUGCCGUGCAGGCUAUGAGCUUCAGAAGGACGGGCACUCCUGCCAGCCCGAGUGCAGCAGCGAGCUGUACACAGAGCCGUCCGGCUACGUCUCCAGCCUGGAGUACCCCCAGCCCUACCCCCCCAACCUGCGCUGCAACUACAGCAUCCGGGUGGAGCGCGGCCUCACCCUCCACCUCAAGUUCCUGGAGCCUUUUGAAAUUGAUGACCACCAGCAAGUGCACUGCCCCUAUGACCAGCUCCAGAUCUAUGCCAACGGGAGGAACAUCGGCGAGUUCUGUGGGAAACAAAGACCCUCCGACUUCGAUACCAGCAGCAAUGCCGUGGACCUGCUGUUCUUCACGGAUGAAUCGGGGGACAGCCGGGGCUGGAGACUACACUACACCACUGAAAUCAUCAAGUGCCCCCAGCCCAAGACCCUAGACAAGUUCACCAUCAUCCCGAACCUGCAGCCUCAGUACCAGUUCCGCGACUACUUCCUUGCCACUUGCAAGCCAGGCUACCAGCUUAUGGAGGGGAACCAGGUGCUGCCCUCCUUCACGGCUGUUUGCCAACACGAUGGCACGUGGCAUCGCGCCAUGCCCAGGUGCAAGAUCAAGGACUGUGGGCAGCCCCGAAGCCUGACCAAUGGGGCCUUCCAUUACAUCACCACCAAGGGCGUUAACACCUACGAGGCCCGUAUCCAGUACCGCUGCAAUGAGCCGUAUUAUAAGAUGCAGACCAGAGCUGGUGGCCACGAGUCCGAGCAAGGGGUGUACACCUGCACAGAUCAGGGCAUUUGGAAGAACGAACAGCAGGGACAGAAGGUCCCUCGGUGCUUGCCAGUGUGUGGCAAGCCCGUCCACCCGGUGGAAGAGACUCAGCGCAUCAUCGCAGGGCGAGACGCCCAGCUAGGCAACUUCCCCUGGCAGGCGUUCACCAACAUCUACGGGCGCGGGGGCGGCGCCCUGCUGGGCGACCGCUGGAUCCUCACGGCGGCCCACACCCUCUACCCCAAGGAGUACCAAGCACAAAGCAACGCCACCGUGGAUGUGUUCCUGGGCCACACGAAUGUGGAUGAGAUCAUGAAGCUGGGAAACCACCCUGUCCGCAGGGUCAGCAUCCACCCAGACUACCGCCAGGAUGAGUCCUACAACUUUGAGGGGGACAUCGCCCUGCUGGAGCUGGAAAACAGUGUCACCCUGGGCCCCAACCUCAUGCCCAUUUGCCUCCCCGACAAUGAGACCUUCUACGACAAAGGCCUCAUGGGCUAUGUCAGCGGCUUUGGGAUCAUGAAGGAGAGGCUGGCCGAUAACCUCCGGUUUGUCCGUCUGCCUGUCGCUAACCGAGACGCGUGUGAGAGCUGGCUCCGAAAAAAUAAGAGGUCCGAUGUGUUUUCCGAAAACAUGUUCUGUGCUGGGAGCCCGACCAUGAAGCAGGACGCCUGUCAGGGGGACAGCGGGGGUGUGUUUGCAGUCAAGGACCCCAACAGCGAUCACUGGGUGGCCACGGGCAUCGUAUCCUGGGGCAUUGGGUGCAGCAAGGGCUAUGGCUUCUACACCAAACUACUCAACUAUGUGGACUGGAUCAAGAAGGAGAUGGACGAGGAGGACUGAGCCAGGGACCUGGCAGGGCAGAAUCCGGAGAGCUGUGUGUGAAAACGAGAAGAAACGAUCCAGCCUCUGUUGAUAACCCCUAAGAAUCCACAUUAAAAUCACUGAUGCAGAAAGACAUUGCGUAAAAUAAAUUCUUUUUUCUACA
Molecule: messenger RNA, 2386 nt
Organism: Tupaia belangeri chinensis (Chinese tree shrew)
Lineage: Eukaryota; Metazoa; Chordata; Mammalia; Scandentia; Tupaiidae
Gene: C1R
Product: complement C1r
Exons: 11
Coding region: 100-2241 (713 amino acids)
Biological process (GO): complement activation; zymogen activation
Cellular component (GO): blood microparticle; extracellular region
Molecular function (GO): serine-type endopeptidase activity; calcium ion binding
Source: RefSeq, a predicted model, not a curated record